CGUCAUUUCCACCCCAUAUACCCUCCGACCGCCGGCGCAGUGUUUCUGCAGCUCGCUCGCUCUUCCACGCUGUCCCACCUUUGUUUCCGCGCGUUGCGCCCCUUGUGACCCAAACGUCUGAAACUCGCCUAGCGCCUCAUGACAUAGGCCAUUUCGCGAGGUACAUAGCCAUCACCCGCCCCAGCGCUCGAGGCCACGCCCACACGCCGCCGCCGCCUACGCUGAGCUCGCAGUGAAGCAUGAGCUCGUCCGGUCGAUAAUUGCGCGCGCGUAGAGUUCCGCCCAGACGAGCCGACGCCGGUUCCCCGUGUCACCGCGUUCCUUGAUCUGAUCCCCGCGCCCGCAGCCCUCCCUUGCGCCCGCCUUGUUCAGCGCACCGUCUCUUGGAGCAUUGCUCCUCUGCUCUACUCCAUAAACGCGCUACAUCAUGGCUUUCCGCCAGCAGCACCGCCCCCAGUCCUCGCGACAGCUUUCCUACCAUGCCUCAGACCCCCCGGCCGAAGUCGGAACGACCUCCCCGCAGCGCAAGCGGCCCCUCGAGGAGUCGCAGGAAUGGGUCCUCUUUUCUCCUGUCGCGCCUUCUACUACCGCUCGUACGCACACUACCUCGACCGAACGAACUCCGCGCACAGCUGGCCUGUCGCGCUUCAGCGACUUCGGAUCCCUCGACACCGCAGCACGCUCGGAACAAGACGAUGACGACAUAACGUGCCAAGGGACAGAAGAAGGAGAGGAAUUGGACAGUCUGGACGACGGGCUGCACGCAUUCCACGAACCUUCCGAGUAUGCUGGUCCGUCCAGCAGGUUACAGCAGAGCGGGGAUACGGUACUGCCUACUCAUGAUGGCCUCGGCACCUUCCAACCAAAUGCAACGUUGCAGGAGCAGAUGUGGCAGUUUGAGCGACAGACCCCGCGGAGACGGCAGGCCCGGCGGCGCUCCAGCGUACAGCGACGCCUCGAUGCGCUGGAAGAGGCAGAAGAGCUGAAUCAUGAGCAGGAUCGGCGGCAGAGAAUAGAGAAGUGGCGGCUGGAGCAGAGCAAAGCGUUGCUUGAAGAGAUCGAAAGAGAAACCAGGCGCCGGCGGAGAAUGAGCAUGGUGAGCGCUGCGCGAAGUCGGACGGACAGUGCGCAUCAGGACACCAAGAGCACACUAUCGCAGGCCGCUAGAUCUGUAUCUGACGGUCAAAGCGAAUCAUCGGACGACAGCACGGAAAACCUUUCCUUCUGGCAGCGGUUAACGAGGAGGGUCAUUCGCGAUUUGAUGGGUAUCGACGAGGACACGCUUUCUGUCAUCUUCGGGGAAGCGCUACCAGAAGAAGCCCUAUCGACCACACCGAAAGCGUUGGAUCCUAGACCUUCAAUGGGUACCGCUCUGCAGGACCUGGAUGACAGUACUCUCGCAGACCACGGCUGGCAGCACAGACUCCUAGAGCGCGUAGCUCGAGAGCUUGGCAUACUUGUACACCAGCUCUCUGAACACCCCGGUGCUUUCUCAACCUACCGUCUCACGCAAGAGGCUCCAGAAUACGCCGGGCUGCCGACAUCACGAUCCAGCACGACCAUCAUGACCGACUUCUCUCCCUCGGCUACCACUGCAUCAGGGCCCUCCGCACCCGCGCCCAGUUCAGCUCAAUUCGCACCUACCUUUCCCGCUCAAUACUCGUCAAAUACAUACAGCGAAGCAUCCCUCUGGGGCAUCGAAGAAGAACCCGAAGUCGACCCCUUGGACUCUUUUCGCACUCCGCCGGGCCCGGCUCUAAAUGCCUCUGACGAGCUAGCCCGCGAGCAAGAAUACUGGGAGCGCGAACUCGACGUCAAAAUGGUGUUCAAUUUUCUCGUGCAACGCUUCACUUCCCGACGUAGCAGCAUAUCUUGCACUACAAGAAGGAGUUCCAGCGCUCCUGCGUCAACAGACAACGAAGGCGCCUCGGCGAGACGAGCAGCAAUUAUCCGACAGCACCACCCUUUGGUCGGUAGGACCACGGACCGCAGCACACUUCCUACGUCACCUGCUGCAAGAGAGGGGAGACGCAGAUCGGUGUACUUCCAGCAUCAGCCGAGCCUAAGGAACCAGGUGCUUAAGAGUAGCUCGAGCUGUGCAAGUCAGAGCACGAAGAAGAGCAAGCGGAGUGCGGGGAGUGGGAGGAAUUAUUGGGAUAUGGGUGGCAGUGUGGGUAGUGGGAGUGUCAUCGCUGGAGAAGUAUAGAUUUCGGAGUGUUAUGCUGUUUUGAUAGACAGGAGGAUGUCUACUGGUUUCUCUCAAGACGGCUGCAUAGAUUGGGAUUCCUGUGUGGUUGCAUAAGAGGUGGGAGUCAGUUGUCGGAUGCUAUGGUGCAUGGAAGGAGCUAAGCUCUCACCAUUCUACGAUUGGGAAUGGAGUUUUGGAACUUUUUCCUGGUUUGGCAUACUUCUUUCGGAACUCUCACUACUUGGCAUAUUUAGAAGAUACCACAUGAUGUUCACUCAGGGGUUUGAUGAUAUGGGAUCGGGAUAGGCAAACUGCGUCAUGGGUUGUAUUAAUAGUAUCUCCCUUCAAUACACAACAUUAUGAAGACAGC
Molecule: messenger RNA, 2558 nt
Organism: Trematosphaeria pertusa
Lineage: Eukaryota; Fungi; Ascomycota; Dothideomycetes; Pleosporales; Trematosphaeriaceae
Exons: 1
Coding region: 428-2206 (592 amino acids)
Source: RefSeq, a predicted model, not a curated record